CCUGGCCGUCGUCUGAAUCCUAAUACGUGAAAAUCCCCGAAAACGGUUUCUUUUUUUCCUCUGCUCUCUCUCUGGCUCCUCUAUUUAGUGUCCCCCAAUUUCACGAGUCUACUUGUCAAUCUUACCCCAUAUCUUCCCAUCUUUCUCUCAAAAAACUUUCCGAAAAUUAGAGCUACUUUCACUAGUAUUGUUGUUCUUUUCUAUCCUCUUCUGCUUCGAUUUCGGUGGUAUUUUGUCUUUUGAUUUCAUAAAAAAAAAAUUAUUCUUUUUUGCUGUGACACAAUAUUCACUCGCUUCACUCCUACACAAAUUUUUUUUUUUUUUUUCAAUCUUGUUUUUUGAUCAACGAAAAAAAAAUGAAGGAUAACGUGAUGAACCCAUUGGCUUUGACAUCCUUGAAUCAUAUCUCGCUCGUUUGCAAAUCCGUCGAGAAAUCCAUGGAUUUUUACACCAACGUGCUCGGAUUUGUUCCGGUCCGGAGGCCCGGAUCAUUCAAUUUUGAUGGAGCUUGGCUGUUCAGUUAUGGAAUCGGGAUUCAUUUGUUGCAAUCGGAGAACCCGGAAAGCAUGCCGGAGAAAACCGUGAUCAAUCCCAAGGACAAUCAUAUUUCUUUCCAGUGUGAGAGCAUGGCUGCAGUGGAGAAGAAACUGAUUGACAUGGAAAUCAAGUAUGUGAGGCAGCGGGUUGAAGAAGGCGGAAUCUACGUGGAUCAACUGUUUUUCCACGACCCAGAUGGAUUCAUGAUUGAAAUAUGCAACUGUGAUAAUCUCCCAGUCAUCCCAUUGGCAGGGGAGAUGAUUCGUUCCUGCUCCAGAAUCAACCUCAAGAUGAUGCAAUCUCCGCCAGUUCCAGUCGUUCGGCCUUGAUCCUGAUCAUGAUGAUGAUGAUGAUGAUGAUGGCGACAAAUCACAAGGAUUUUUUUUUUCUUUCAAUCUGGGUUGGGUAUAAAAAACGUCAGAAUAUGCCAAUUUGUCUAGGUCCCUCUACUACUUGCUUUUGAUUUUGUGUCAUGUUGUCAGUAUUUGCUUUUGUUGUAAGUAAAUACUGCUAGUUGUGUGAUAAGAAUAAAUUUUCUAGUAUGUUUUCUUUUUCUUUUUGAAGUUUAUCAUGUGUGUUUGUACUUGGGGUAGGUUGUUGAUCGAUGAUGACAUUUUGGCAAAUCUGCCGAAACUGAAGAACUCAAUUUGUACCAAUUUGAGUUUAAAGUUUGUUAUGAAAACUCUAGUUGUUGCUUUCAUAUAUUUUUGGUCACUGUUCUUAAGCGUCACCAUUUCUCC
Oldenlandia corymbosa var. corymbosa is the source of this 1277-nucleotide messenger RNA. The record is from the annotation of a GenBank genome assembly. Lineage: Eukaryota; Viridiplantae; Streptophyta; Magnoliopsida; Gentianales; Rubiaceae.